UUCCCGGUUGCCAUCACUCUGGUGAACGAGCUGCUGUGGAUCUGAUACAGCAUCAGAAGAAACAGCCUGUCUGAGUCCGGCCAGUUUGAGGACAGCACCCCCCCACAGACGUUUUCAGGAGUCCGAGGACCGCUUCUCCAUCAGCAGCCAUCAUGUGUACCGGAGCGUGCUCUAAGUUCAUUGCUAUCCCCCUCUACAUCCUGGCGCUGGUCUCGAUCAUCUGCAACAUCAUCCUCUUCUUCCCCGACUUCAAAACAGAGUACGCAAGUGAAGACAAAGAAGGAGAUGCACGGAUCACCCAGGAGGUCAAGUACAUGGGAGGCGUGGUGGGAGGAGGAAUCAUGGUCCUCAUUCCUGCCAUCCACAUUCACCUGACCAGUGCAAAGAACUGCUGCUCCAACCGCUGUGGGAUGUUCCUGUCCAUCGGCUUCGCAGCAGUCGGGGUGGUGGGAGCUAUCUACAGCCUGAGUGCCGCUGCUCUCGGUCUUGCCAACGGUCCAGUGUGCUAUUGGAGCAACCCCGACAACCCCAUUCCCCAAUGGGGAACACCUUUUGCUAACAGUUCUGGGGACUACCUGAAUGACAAAGACGUGUGGGGCUGGUGUAUACUUCCCGAAAAAGUUGUUGAGUUCAACGUGGGGCUGUUCUCCACCCUGCUGGUGGCAGCGUCCCUGCAGGCCAUCCUCUGCACCUUCCAGAUGGUUAACGGCCUGUUCGGCUGCAUCUGCGGCACCUGCACUGGAAACGAGUGAUUUGACCUUCAACUCAACUCAGCAGGACGGCCCAAGGACGCGUCUACCAGCAGAGGGCGUCGUUGUGACCAUCACAGUCUGCUGCAGGGGAUGAUGGGACACCGGCAGCGUGUCCCAUCAUCCUCCAUCAGUCUCAAUUCUACAAAUUACUCCAGAGGAUUACAGAUGAUUGCCGUCGUAACGGUUUUAUUACUCAGAUUAGAGUGAACGAUCACCACAGCAGCUGGAAUAUUCGGUACUAGACUCUGUAAAUGUGUUUAUUUGAAAUAUUUUGUAAUAAAGUUUGGAAUUUAA
Messenger RNA from Cololabis saira (Pacific saury), 1046 nucleotides. It is a transcript of the gene tm4sf21b, whose product is annotated as transmembrane 4 L six family member 21b. The transcript has 5 exons. Gene Ontology annotation, cellular component: membrane. Bases 153 to 752 code for a protein of 199 amino acids. Lineage: Eukaryota; Metazoa; Chordata; Actinopteri; Beloniformes; Belonidae. The record is from RefSeq and is a predicted model, not a curated record.